UAUGCUGUUAUGCAUUUUAUGUGCGAGGUCCUUUAAAACACUAGAGUCUAUAUAUAGUUCUAAAUAGUGUGUUUAUCUUGUGCAAAACUUUUUUGAGGUUUUAAGCAAGCAGAUUUAUUAAAAAAAAAAAUUAUGGAUUCGCAAAUAGUAAAUACUCGAAGAAAAAUAUUAAAUCAAGUAGUUUCAAGCAUUUUAGUAGAAUGUGGUUAUGAUACAUGUGAGAAGCAAGUAUUGGAAACACUCACCGAAAUGUUACAGUCAUUUAUUGUGGAGAUUGGAGCUUCAAGUAGAAAUUAUUGUGAACUUUCUGGUAGAACAGAACCUCUCAUAGCAGAUGUAAUAUUGGGAUUGAUUAAUAUGGGCAUGAAAUUAGAUAAUAUAGAGACUUAUGCAAAGCGACAAAAUAGGACAGUCUUGCCGAUGCUUCAACAACAAACACAAGCAAAACAACUGAAUAUCUUACAAGCUGGUGUUAAGCAAGGCCAUCCAUCACAUAUACCAAAUUAUUUACCAGCCUUUCCUGAUCCACAUGCAUAUAUCAGAACUCCAACACAUAAGCAACCAGUAACUGAAUAUGAAGCAAUUAGAGAAAAGGUAGCAACGCAGAAACGAGAUAUCGAGAGAGCUUUAACGAGAUUUAUUGCCAAAACAGGAGAGACACAUAGUUUAUUUCUCACGGAAGAUAACAGCAUGUUUCCACUAAUAUCUUGCAAACCACAAUUUCCGAGUUAUAUCUCUGCUCUUCUACCUCAAGACCAAAUAUUCGAGCCAGAUCCAGAUUUUCAGUUUGACUCAAACCCAGUGAAAAAGAAAAAGGAACAGCAAAGCGAAGAAACGGAAGAAAAUAAUCAAACACAAAACGAAAAUAUGGAACAGAAUGGUGAAACUAUUACGCAGCAGGAUGUUAUAGAUAAUCCAUAUUUAAGACCCGGAAAAAUUCCUAAAAAUAAAAUGCCAGGUAUGAUGAUACUUGGUCAAAAUUUUGUUAAAAAAGAGCUUGAAUCUUAAGUUUCAUCAUAUAAAUAAUAUUUCUUUUAAUUUAUUUAAAUAAUAUUGAUUAAUAUAUAAAAAAAGUUCAGAAAGUUUUAUUCAUGACCCUUAUGAAUUAUAAGUAGAAACUUUUUUUGAAUUUGUCUUAUAUGUAGAUCUAUAUACUUAUUCCUUUUUUUACAAAAUUCUUACAAUAAAAAUAAAGUUAAAUAAUAAAGUUAUAUUUUUAUUAUAAUAUAGUUACAGAAAAAUAUUUCGAAAUACAUUUGAAAAUUAACACAAAUCAUAACAUUCCAUGUCAUCAAUGUUUAUAAUUGAUUUAUAUUAGGUUAUCUAAACAUAUAUGUAUGUUUACAUAGAGACGCACACACAUACACAUAUUAAGAAAUAAAUAUCGCCAUAUACUUACAA
Molecule: messenger RNA, 1401 nt
Organism: Solenopsis invicta (red fire ant)
Lineage: Eukaryota; Metazoa; Arthropoda; Insecta; Hymenoptera; Formicidae
Gene: Taf8
Product: transcription initiation factor TFIID subunit 8
Exons: 5
Coding region: 133-1008 (291 amino acids)
Biological process (GO): transcription initiation at RNA polymerase II promoter
Cellular component (GO): transcription factor TFIID complex
Molecular function (GO): protein heterodimerization activity
Source: RefSeq, a predicted model, not a curated record